GCAGCAGUCUUUUUUAUUGCCGUCAUUCCCUUUAGAGUGUGAAAUUUGAUUGCGAUUAUACACUGUUUCCCCGAACCUUUUAAUGUGUUUUAAUUUUAUUUUUAUCAAAAAGUGUAAAUAAUUGAAAUGUCUGAUAAAACCGAAACUAGUAAUCAGACCGAUCUUCAAAAGGAAGCUGAACAAUUGAAAAAUCAAGCAAAUGAUCAUUUCAAAAAGAAAGAAUAUGACAAAGCUAUAGAUUUUUAUACCAAAGCAAUCGAAUUAGUUCCUAAAAAUGCAGUCUAUUUUGCGAAUAGAAGUUUGGCGCAUUUACGACUGGAGAACUUUGGAUUUGCACUUCAGGAUGCGGCUUCUGCUGUUCAAAGCGAUCCAGCCUACCUUAAGGGCUACUAUAGACGUGCUGCAGCGCAAAUGUCGUUAGGAAAAUUUAAGAAAGCGCUGUCUGAUUUCGAAUAUGUAGCUAAACGUCGACCGAAUGAUGAAGAUGCUAAAAUCAAAUUCACCGAAUGUAACAAAAUGGUGAGAAAGCAAGCUUUCGAACGGGCAAUCGCCGUCGAUGUUCCGGAUAAAACGCUAGCCGAAAUUCAUACGGAAUUUGAGACAAUUGCAAUCGAGGACGACUAUAAGGGUCCUCAAUUAGAAAAUGGUAAAGUUACCCUCAAGUUUAUGGAGGAACUAAUGGAAUUUUACAAACAGGAGAAGAGACUUCACAAGAAAUUUGCUUAUAAGAUUUUAUGCGAAAUCGAUUUGUAUCUACGUAAACAACCAUCUUUGGUCGACAUAGCUAUACCUGACGAUGCAAAAUUUACCAUUUGCGGUGAUAUUCAUGGCCAGUUUUAUGACCUCAUGAACAUAUUUAAAAUUAACGGUCUUCCAUCACAAACGAAUCCAUAUUUAUUCAAUGGUGAUUUCGUUGAUCGUGGCUCAUUUUCUGUGGAAUGCAUUUUUACGCUAUUCGGCUUCAAACUUUUAUAUCCCGAUCAUUUCUUCUUGGCGCGCGGUAAUCAUGAAAGUAUCAACAUGAACCAAAUUUAUGGCUUCACCGGUGAGGUGUUAGCAAAGUACACAAGCACAAUGUCGAAUAUGUUUACCCAGGUGUACAAUUGGCUGCCAUUGUGUCAUUGCCUUAACAAUCGCGUUCUUGUGAUGCAUGGUGGAUUAUUUUCGCAAGAUAAUGUGACGCUAAACGAUCUAAGAAGUAUCGAACGAAAUCGGCAACCGCCUGAAGACGGUUUGAUGUGCGAACUGCUGUGGUCCGAUCCACAACCACAAACUGGACUGGGACCGUCGAAACGCGGCGUCGGUACACAAUUCGGACCGGAUGUCACAAGUAAAUUCUGCAAACUGAACAAACUCGAUUACGUUGUACGCAGCCAUGAGGUCAAAGAUAUGGGUUAUGAGGUGGCUCAUGAUGGCAAGUGCAUCACAGUAUUUUCGGCUCCAAAUUAUUGCGACACAAUGGGAAAUAAGGGUGCAUUUAUCACGCUCAGAGGAAAAGAUAUGAAGCCAGAAUAUACUACGUACGAGGCUGUGCCCCAUCCUAACGUUAAACCAAUGGAAUACGCAAGCUCGUUGAUGAAUAUGAUCAUGUAAAAUUCCUAGCUCAUAAAACAAAUUUAAUUAUCACAAAAAAAUCUUACUUUUUUUAGAAAUAAUUAUAAAUAAACAAUUAGGAAACGAGAAAUAAA
This is a messenger RNA of Bradysia coprophila, 1688 nucleotides long. RefSeq names its product protein phosphatase D3 (gene PpD3). NCBI's taxonomy places the organism in Eukaryota, Metazoa, Arthropoda, Insecta, Diptera, Sciaridae. The record is from RefSeq and is a predicted model, not a curated record. Gene Ontology annotation, molecular function: hydrolase activity; protein binding.